AUGAAUCAAUUAUUUAUUAAAAAUUCAAAUCUUAAUAAAGUAUAUUCUUUAUUAAGAACUUCAAUUUUUCAACAACAACAACCAAACUUUGGAUUAAAUAUUAAAAAAUAUUCAACAAAUGUUAAUGGAGAUAAAGAUUGGAUUACAAUUCCAAGCAUUACAGUAUGUGGUGUAGGUGGUGGCGGUUCAAAUUCAGUUAAUAAUAUGAUUUCAAAGGAAUUAUGUGGUGUCGAUUUUAUUGUUGCAAAUACUGACGCUCAAGCUUUAGCAAUUUCAGGUAGUAAAAAAAUUGUUCAACUUGGUAAAUCAAUUACAAAAGGUUUAGGUGCUGGUGCUGUCCCAGAAAUUGGUAAAAAAGCAACUGAAGAAUCAAUUGAAGAGUUAAUGAAUCAAAUUGGUGACACUCAAUUAUUAUUUGUUACUGCUGGUUUAGGUGGUGGUACAGGUACACUUGGUGCCUCUGUAGUUGCCUCAGCUGCUAAAGCAAAAGGUAUUCUUACUGUUGGUAUUGUCACCAAACCAUUCCAUUUCGAAGGUAAACAUAGAAUGAGAUUAGCUGAUCAAGGUUUAACAGAACUCGAAAACUCUGUCGAUAGUUUAAUCGUAAUCCCAAAUCAAAAGCUUAUGGAAAAUUCAGAAGAUCUUUAUAUUGGCAAUGCUUUCCAAAUGGUCGAUGAUGUUUUAUACAAUGGUAUUAAAGGUAUCUCUGAUAUUUUAGUCAAACCAGGUCUUAUCAAUCUUGAUUUUGCCGAUGUUAAAUCAAUUAUGUGCAAUAGUGGCAAAGCUUUAAUGGGUGUUGGUGAAGCUGAAGGUAAAGGUCGUGGUGAAGUUGCUGCACUUAUGGCUCUUAAUAACCCAUUAUUAGAAAAUAUCGAUAUCUCUGGCGCUAAAGGUGUACUUUUAAAUGUCACAGGUAAUGACCUUAAAUUACAUGAAGUCGAUCAAAUUGUAAGUUUAGUUAGUAGCAAGGUAGAUCCAAUGGCAAAUAUUAUUUUUGGCUCAAGCUUUGAUCAACAAUUAGAUAGUAGAAUUAGAGUUACUUUAAUUGUUACUGGUAUGUCACAAACUAUUAGAGAGCAACAACACCAAAGAGUUCAACAAUCAGUUCAGCAACCAAUCCCACAAACAAUUCAACAAACAAUCCAACAACAACCACAACAACCACAACAAUCAGCUCAAUUAAAUUCAGAACAAAUAACUCCAAAUAAUAUUUUCAGUGCUAAUAUUAAAAAUACCCAAGAACCACAUCCAUUAAACCAAAACUUAUAUCCAUACCAACAAUAUCAACAACAAGCUCCACAACCACAACAGUUUCAACAAGCUCCACAACCACAACAAUAUCAACAACAACAACAACAACAAUUUAACCAAUUUCAACAACCAAUUCAACAACAUCAACAAUUUAACCAAUUUCAACAACCAAUCCAAGAACAAAAACAACAAUCAAGAUUUAUGAGAAAGUUUUCAGAUCUAUUUACAAAUUCAAAACCAGAUAUUAAUAAAAAUACAACACCAGGUUCAAACUAUGAAUAAAUAAAUAUAAUUUUAAUAAAUAAAUAAAAUAUAUAGUAAUUUAAAC
This is a messenger RNA of Dictyostelium purpureum, 1579 nucleotides long. RefSeq lists its product as uncharacterized. Bases 1 to 1533 code for a protein of 510 amino acids. Lineage: Eukaryota; Evosea; Eumycetozoa; Dictyosteliales; Dictyosteliaceae. Gene Ontology annotation, molecular function: GTP binding; GTPase activity. Gene Ontology annotation, biological process: organelle fission; cell division. Gene Ontology annotation, cellular component: cytoplasm; cell division site. The record is from RefSeq and is a predicted model, not a curated record. The transcript has 2 exons.